This is a messenger RNA of Pichia membranifaciens NRRL Y-2026, 2619 nucleotides long. RefSeq lists its product as hypothetical. Lineage: Eukaryota; Fungi; Ascomycota; Pichiomycetes; Pichiales; Pichiaceae. Gene Ontology annotation, cellular component: cytosol. The record is from RefSeq and is a predicted model, not a curated record. The transcript has a single exon. Bases 87 to 2540 code for a protein of 817 amino acids. Gene Ontology annotation, molecular function: 6-phosphofructo-2-kinase activity; ATP binding. Gene Ontology annotation, biological process: fructose 2,6-bisphosphate metabolic process; fructose metabolic process.
UGGUUGGGAACCCAAAUUUUGCAUUCCGAAGGCCACCGACAACAUUGCUCCCGAUCAGGUAGCUGUCUCUGUGUCCGAGAGCCAAAAUGGAAGGGAAUACGAAUAGAAAGACGCAAAAUGACCAUGGUCACGAAAGCCAUCAAGGUAACAGUAGAAAGGGCGAUGCAGGCAACUGCAAGCACGGCAGCAACGCUACGAAUAACGAGGUGGAGGCAGAUAGAAGUACCACGACGCUGUCGAACUCGCUGCUGCAAUCGUCAGAAAACCCCACCGACGAUGCGUUGAAGUUGGUGAUUGUAUGCGUUGGUUUACCCGCCAGAGGAAAAUCGUACAUCACGAAAAAGUUGCAACGGUAUCUGAACUGGAUGCAAUACAAUACAAAGAUCUUCAAUGUGGGAAAUACGCGGAGACAGCUAAAAGUGUUUGCGCCUAGUAAUUAUCCGAUACAGGGGCCUACGGUAGACCACAGCACGCCGAUGCAAUCCCCCUCGCCGUCGUAUGUGGGCGGACUGCCCGAAGCCGAACGCGGAGACCGCUUGGCAUCCCACGACGCAAACUUGUUUGAUCAUAACAACAAGGAGAAUUUCCAGCUGAGAGAAAAGUGGGCAAAGGAGACUCUCGAUCAUCUGUUGGAUUUCCUAUUAUCAGACGACGGGAAUGUGGGCAUAUUCGAUGCGACCAACACGACAAAGGCUCGUAGGAGAUGGAUUGUAGAGACGAUAAACAAGCGUACCAAAGGGUUGGUGAAAAUUUUGUUCCUCGAGUCAAUUUGCACGGAUGAGGACUUGAUUGAGAAAAACAUUCAUCUAAAGUUGAGUGGCCCGGACUACAAGAAAAUGGACCCGGCCAAGGCUUUGCAAGACUUCAGACAGCGUUUGCACAAUUACUCAAAAGUGUACGAAACCAUCGACGAAUCGGAGGAAAGUGAGAACGAGAAAUUCGAUAUCCAAUAUGUGAAGAUUGUAAAUGCCGGAAAGAAAAUUAUAUCUUUCAACAUCAGCGGUUAUUUGAGUUCUCAAUGUGUGUUUUUCCUUUUGAAUUUCAACCUUACGGAUCGCCAAAUUUGGUUAACUGCAAAUGGCGAGUCUGUCUAUAACGUUCAAAAUAGGUUGGGCGGAGAUUCUGACCUCACAAGGAAAGGCAUAGCGUUUGCUAAAGCAUUACCAAAAUUUAUCUCGAAGAAGAGACAGGAAUUCAAGUUGAAACAAUACGGUAAAGAGUUUGUUAACGACACUACGACAUUCAAAACGAACACUUCAACCCAUUCAUUGAAGAACUUCAAUGUAUGGACAUCAACUUUGAAAAGAACAAUUGAAACUGCACAUUAUUUCCCUCGUGAUGAGUUUUUUUUCAAAAGCUUCAAGAUCUUGAAUGAUUUAGGUUGUGGAUCUUACGACUCUAUGGCUGAGGAUGACUUCAGAUAUUUGCACCCCGAUGAAUAUCUGGAAUCUUUAGAGAAUAAAUUAUCCUAUAGGUAUCCAGGUCUUGGAGGUGAGUCGUAUUUGGAUGUUCUAAGCAGAUUGCGUCCAAUAAUUAUAGAAUUGGAGAGAUUGAAAGACCAUGUGCUGAUCGUUUCUCAUCGGGUCAUAAUUAGAGCUUUGUUGUGCUACUUCAUGAACUUGAGUAAGGAAAUGUUAACAGAACUAGAAGUCCAGCAUAAUUAUGUUUACUGCGUUGAACCAAAACCCUAUGGCUUAGAUUUGAACAUUUGGCAUUAUGACGAUGUGACCGAUAUGUUCAUUGAAGUGGACGUUGCUGAAAUCAUGAAACGAAGACGCAAGCGCGGUUCUUUGGUCCUGAAUGACGUUGAACGUUUGAGAAGAAUCUUACUGAAACACAGUAUGAGUUACGACUCCGAUGAUGUUUUGAGUAGCACCAUGGAAACUGCCAGUGAAAGUGAAAGUGAUAGUGAUAACGAAUCACAAUCGGAUCUUGAAACUGCAAUGGGUGGUUCAGCCAAACCGUCUCCUAAAGUACUGUGCAGUAGAUCAGAUUCGCAGGCUUAUGAAUUUACCAGAAACAGCUCAGCAGAUUUGAAGAUGUUAGGCUUUAAUCCAUUGAAUAGCAGCAACAAUUUGAGACUGAAUGGGUCAGCUAGUCUGACUAGUAUGGCAAGUCUCGGUAGUUUAGCCAGUGGAACUAGCUUAUCAAGCCAGCCAGGUCUUUCAAACUUCAAAAGUCAUUUGAAGGGGAGCUCAUCAGAUUUGCGAGGGCAAGCUGCACAGGCAGCACAGGCAGCACAGGCCGCCAACUUACAUAUACCCACCAGCACAAGUGAGUUGGCAAUGCCAGCCAUAACUCUUUCCAGAAAAAAUUCUUUGAGACAUAUAAAGAAACCAAGCAUAGAUUGGGAUUUGUUCGAUCACACAGUGGAAAAAGAAUCAAACAACAACAAUAGCGGUAAAAUACACCGUAUUGAAUCUGGUAGUAGCGGUACUAGCAGUUGUGAGACUUCAGCAGUGUUGGAUGCUGAAGUAGAUUUGAUUAUGUCUAAUCCGGUAUUAGUGCAAAAACUCAUGGAGAGAAUAAAGAAUCGUUAGCUUUAUCCACUCUCAACCCCUCAGUUUGUAGAUAUAUUUGUUUCGUAUUGAAACGUUUUGUAUACAAAUGCAUGAACGA